This is a messenger RNA of Huiozyma naganishii CBS 8797, 831 nucleotides long. RefSeq lists its product as uncharacterized. Lineage: Eukaryota; Fungi; Ascomycota; Saccharomycetes; Saccharomycetales; Saccharomycetaceae. The coding region runs from base 1 to 831 and encodes 276 amino acids. The transcript has a single exon. The record is from RefSeq and is a predicted model, not a curated record.
AUGGUUAUUGCUAGCGGGAGAGUGUUUGCUCCGCUGGAUGUGAAUUGUUUGGGACAGGGACGGCCUCUGGCGGAGAAGAGUCGUGAGAAGAGAACAAAGGGUUUCUCGGAGUUGCCAAGUGCGAGGAGCCAUGGAACUUUACGGGUACAAGCUGCUCAGUUGCGGGUGCACAGCAGCAAAACGGACCGACAUAUCAGCAUCUACGAGACUAUGCCCUGUGCGGAGCCGGCCCCACGAGAAACACUACCUUCCACACUGCCAGCACCGCUAGUGUUUGUAGAGGACUACCUGCCGGACCCUCCUCAAUGUAGUCCACUGAAGAAGAAGCUGUCCCUGCACGACAUCCGGUCGCGGGUUUGCCAGCGGGACAAAGUACCGUCCCUGCGGCUGCGGUCGACCCAAUCGUCAUACGACGUGGCGCGGGGGAAACAGCAUCUGUUACAGCCUGCCUCCGGUGACCGUACUGUGCACCAGUUUGUUCACGGUAUACUCGGUAUGGACCCAACGUCUGCGUUACGACCGAGCGAGUUGCAAAGACUGCACUACGAACCGUUAGGCGGUCCCUCCCAUGGCGACACCCCUGUACAGCGAUGUGUCGUAUGCUACACGCCGCUAUUUGACGUGAGCCUCGCAUUGGCACCUCUCCAUUGCAGUGAGACCGUGUGCGAGCAGUGUGCGGACCGUUACGAGAGUUGCACUGCUGCUCUGAGCGAGUACGAGUUCGACAGCACAAUAUGCGAAGACGACGACGAGAGCGACAACCGAUGGCACUUCUCAAAGGAGCUGUUCGACCAGUUACGAAGCAUUCUUCAGCACUCGCAGAGUACAUAG